Molecule: messenger RNA, 6755 nt
Organism: Dunckerocampus dactyliophorus (ringed pipefish)
Lineage: Eukaryota; Metazoa; Chordata; Actinopteri; Syngnathiformes; Syngnathidae
Gene: timm22
Product: translocase of inner mitochondrial membrane 22 homolog (yeast)
Exons: 4
Coding region: 17-622 (201 amino acids)
Biological process (GO): protein insertion into mitochondrial inner membrane
Cellular component (GO): TIM22 mitochondrial import inner membrane insertion complex
Molecular function (GO): transmembrane protein transporter activity
Source: RefSeq, a predicted model, not a curated record
UGUCACAUUGACAAACAUGGCGGCGUCCACAGGUGUCGCAGAGGCUAUCGUCUCCGACUCGGAAAGGUCUGCUUCAGCUGGUCAAAGCACAGGAAACCCACCGAUUCAGUACAGUAUGAUUCUUGAUCAUCUUAUUGGGGACAAGAGGACGGUGAAGGACAUGAACCCCGGCAUCAUGGGGGGACUCCCGGUGCCUCCUAAAAGUGAGGAGCAGAAGACGAUAGAGAAAGCGAUGGAGAGCUGUGCUUUCAAAUCUCUUUUGGCCUGUGCAGGAGGAUUUGUCCUCGGUGGAGCGUUUGGUGUUUUCACCGCAGGCAUUGACACCAAUGUUGGCUUCGAUCCCAAAGACCCGCUGAGAACGCCAACAGCACGAGAGGUCCUCAAAGACAUGGGGCAGAGGGGCAUGUCCUACGCUAAGAAUUUCGCCAUCGUGGGUGCUAUGUUCUCCUGUACAGAGUGCAUCAUAGAAUCGCACAGAGGAAAGUCAGACUGGAAGAACGCCGUGUACAGCGGCUGUAUAACGGGUGGAGCAAUUGGGUUUCGUGCUGGUCUUAAGGCUGGCGUCCUAGGAUGUGGAGGCUUUGCUGCUUUUUCUGCAGCCAUUGAGUAUUACCUGCGGUGAAGCCACACUGUAGACAGAUUUUGUGUCUCUGAAGACGGACAAUGAGGGAGAUCCGCCAACCUGCAAGUGGAGGAAGCAUAGGCUUUCCGAGGUUACUGUAAACGGACAUUGGACUAAAGCCUUGUUUUUCCAUUGUUGAACAGCUCAACUGACCACUGUCCACCUCGCAUCAUUCUUCUCACUGAGCUUUGCUGCUUUGUUUCAGUAAAUAUUUAUAUUAAAACUGUGUUUUAUUUUUCAAUGUACAGGAAGCGAUGAGCACAAAUCAGUGACUCUAUAUAAAGAAGCAUUAGUCUGUCUCCUUUUAAAUUGCAUUUGUCUGUAUUAUGACACGUGACUUAAACAUUACCUUCAUUCAGCGAAGAAUUGAGUGCAUUUUUUGGGGUCCUGUAGUGGGCCCUGUGCUCACUGCCCAGCACCGUAGAGCUCGGUUGGCAUUUGCCAUAGACCACCAGAAUGGGCAACUACACCACUGGUGCCCUGUGCUCUUCACUGAUGAGAGCAAGUUCAACCUGAGCACAUGUGACAGACAUGAAAGGGUCUGGAGAUGCCGUGGAGAACGUUAUGCUGCCUGCAAUGUCAUUCAGCAUGACCGGUUUGGUGGUGGGUCAGUGAUGGUCUGGGGAGGCAUAUCCCUGGAAGGACGCACAGACCUCUACAGGUCUAGGUAUCGGGAUAAAAUCCUUGGACCCAUUGUCAAAACCUACGCUGGUGCAGUGGGACCUGGGUUCCUCCUGGUCCACGACAAUGCCCGACCUCAUGUGGCUAGUGUAUGCAGGUAGUUCCAGGAGAUCCCCCAGGACACCAUCCGUAGUCUCAUUAGGAGCAUGCCCAGACAUUGUCAGGCAUGCGUACAAGCACGUGGGGGCCACACAAACUACUGAGAAUCAUUUUGAGUUGCUACAAUGACAUUUUAGCAAAAUGGACCAGUGUGCUGCAUCAUUUUUUCACUUUCAUUUUUGGGGUGUCUUUGAUUUCCCCCCUCUAUAGGGUGAUCAUUUUCAUUUCUAUCAAAUGAUGUGGCAUCAUUUUGUUACAUCACCCACUUAUCAGGAAAGAUAUUCAAGAUCAUUUUUCCCCCAGUUUAAAUCUGUUGUGUUUUUGAAGUGUUCCUCUAAUUUUUUUGAGCAGUGUAUAUUUGUAUGUAUUUGAGCUCCAAAUUAACUGGACAUUUAAUUCAAGCUAAAACACACACGUCUGAAAAUCUAUCUACCUAACACUAGUUUCUUUCAUAAGAGUAUACUUGAAUCACACUUGUGUUAAUAUGAGCAACGAGGAGUUGCUAUCAAAGACACCAGGUCAUUUAAAUUAAACUCAUGUUUUGAAUGUAUUUUAUGAGAUUUCCUAGCAUACUUAAAUGCAGCAAAUUGAACUUCCGGAUUAAGAUUUACUAAGUGAGUGACAAGAAUAUGCACUUACUUUUGUAUUUGUUUAUUUAGACCACACAUACACACAUAAUGAGGACGUUGUUGUGAUGCUCCGAGUGUCCAUGGAUGCAUCUGGCGGUCGUUUUCGUGACAAUAAGGAAGUGUCCUUCGGAUGAGGAAGUGACUAGACACGCCGGGUGAUGGAUUGCACUGCUGUUGGUGUGAGCAGGUCACAAUAAAGUUAUAAAAGAGCGUCAAAUAAUUUAAUUAUUUACUGCCGUUGACGUGCUAUUUUUGUCGUCCCUACUAAAAAUACGUGUGAAAGUAAACAUACCACUCGAACUAACAUCGUCAUCCACCUGAAGUAUUGAGACCAUUCAUUAUGUUAAUAUUGCGGUAGACAGUUUAUUUGACUGUUUGCUGCUCUUUGUGUGGUGCUGUAUUUCAUCAUGAAGUGGCAGCAGAGUUUCUUUGCAGCCUGGUUUAUUUGAUGUUUUCAAUCUCUUCCUACUGCAUGUGUCCCUUUGGGUCUGUCGAUGCGGUAGAUGAACUCUGCAGGCAUGAAGUAGCCCAGGUAUUCUACACUGUCAGGUGUGGUGUCUAUGUAGUAGUGGCCACCUUCUCCAUGGUGGCUGAAGCAGUGGGUGUGCUCCACACGUAGGUCCAGUCCCUUCAUACAAAACACACACUAAUAGAAGACUUGGCAUGGAUAAAGUUAGAAGAAGCCAACAUGUUCACUUAUUCACUCACAGGGUCUGUGGAUACAAGAACGGACUGGCAGAUGAGUGGGGCGUUCACCUCAAAGUGUUUCAGCCAGUUGUUGACCUCUUCAUUGGUGUCCAGCGGACAGACAGAGAACUCUCUCGGCUGUCAGCAUGACAUGAUUACUACGCCCAUACAUCUACAGUUGCGACUUGCCGAGUCAUACGGUGGCCGGGAAGUGCAAAACACAUGAAGAAACGGUCAAACGCUUUCACGUUUCACAAAACAAAUGAACAAAUUGCUGAUUGACAGAAAUGGAGUCCAAUGAGUGUGCAUGGUGUGUUGAAUAAAGACAUGAAAUAGCUGAAAACAUGUCUAGGUGCAAUCUUGCAGCAAGUCAGCCUGCAUGACACGUAUUUGGAUGUAUCCUCCAUUGUUACGCUGCAUGGUUAUUCCAUGGGCGUAUUUGUUGUAAAUGAUUGUGAUCCUUAAUUAAUGAACUUUUGUUUUUGCAGAGAAAUGUUUGUUUUAAAUAACGGAAGAUGUGAUGUAAUGGUUAAUGAUGAGAGCACUGCAGGUGUAACUUUAUUACUUUUCAUCAUGGUUUCCAAUACAGCUGCUGCAGCAGACGAGGCUUUGUCAUUGUAAUAUAAAUAACGUACUGCAUUUUCCAGACUAUAAAUCAUCCCGUAGUAUAAGCUGCAUCAGUCAAACAAUCAAUCAAUUGCAAUAAAAUAAAAUAACAUAAAUAAGUCACAUGUACCCAUAUUUACGAUCAUCAGAGCAAGAUUUUUUUUUAAAUUCACAAGAGAGUAAGACAAAUCCAGAGGGAGGGGGCAUUGUUAACACCAACAAGGAGACAAACUAAAGCUGCAGAAGCUGAAAUAAGUCACUUUUUUAAAAGUACAUGGAUACAAUAAAAACACACCUGUUUAAUAAAUCAGAAUGUUGUAGAAGAAGACAAUUUUAAUAUGUGUCAUGAUGCAUGGAUGCCUCCCAGUGUGUAGAAACUAUCAAACAGCCGUAUUUAAACACCAAAAUGUCAUAUUUGGAUUCACAAACUAAUUAAAACAGACUGAAAAUCACAGGUGUGUAUUUUGUUAGUCAGUGGCUAACACAGCAGCUACAAUCUCCAAGCUAGACAUAAUUAGUGUCCUAAUUCAACAACACUGCUGUCUAAAAUACAGCAUAGUUGCACAUGACUUACAGACACGUAGUCUCCAAGGCAAAAGCGUAUUAGAAAGUAUUCCGCAGCAAAAAGCGUCCCGUAUGCUCUGUAUCAUUCAAUGUGUGUGUUUUGCACUUCUCGGCCAGCGUGGAGUCAUGUUCCUGACAUCCAACACUCACCAUGAUGUGGAUUUUUGCUUUCCCCUUCUGCAUGAUAAAGCUGCCCCCCAGAGCAAGGCUUUUAUCAGGGUACUCAACUUCCAGAGUCUUUCUCAAGGCCGUCACGAUACUGUAUUCUCCUGUUCUCUUCUUGGCAUGUACCUCGAUGACCUGCGGCAGAGGAGAGGCAGACAUAUGUCAUAUACAGUAGGUCUGGUCAGCGGGCUCAUGUACGUCUAAUCAAAUGGACAAAACAUGCAUUAGUCGUUUUAAAUAAGCUCUAAAAAAGUCUCAUUACCUUUCCCGGCCUCCCCUCACAAGCAUAAAGAUUCCCCAGCAGUCCAAAGUUACAGUCGGAGAAUUUCUGGCUGUAUUUUUGUUGCAGACACUGGCCAUCCACUGCAUCGAUGCAGGACAGGUAGCUGCUGUUCACUGCAGGCCUUCCUUCAGCUUCAGUUAGAACCAGAGGGAUCAGCUGUGGAAAUAUUCCUGAUGUCAGCACUGAGUAUUGGAUUAACACGUACCGUAGUCCCUUGCCGCUUCAUUUGCGCUUCCAAUUUCCUGGCUUCAGUUUAUCCUGGAUUUUCAUAAAUACAAUAUAUUCAUAAAUAAAUUACAUUUGUCCAAAAAUGUGCACAUUUGACAUAUUUUUGGCCUAAAUUAAGCAUAUUCAAGCAAAAAAAAUGGCUAAAUGAAGUCAAAUACAAACAUUCAGAAGAUUUUCAAAUUGAUUUUGCAUGAUUAACCACCAUGUGCAACUCUGUGAAAUAUGCCCAUUUUUGCUGUAUUUUAUCAACAGAAAGACAGAUGACAGGACAUGAAAUGGAUGCUUUACCAGCGCCAAAUGAACUGAAAGUUGAGAUCAAGCUAAAAGGUACCAAAAUCUAUUGUGGCUAGCAUGACCAACGGCACUUGUUUUCAUUGGUCUACGGGGGAGUUAUGUUGAGUUCUGACAAGUCCGCCUAGCAACAAAUAGUGAUGCAAAUGUGUCAUGUGACCAGGAAACUACCAUCUCAUCAAUUCCAUUUGAUCUUUUUUACCCCAUAUGAAUCACGCAUAUUGUUAUUGUUUGUGUGGUAUACAUGAUUUUUUGUCUUUUUUUUUUUUUUUGUGAAAACCACACAUGAAACAGUAAGAGCAAGUACUGCAACUGAAGUGCCUGAGGACCCAAACUUUUUUUCGUACUAAGUCUCCACUCUAGAUUGCCCGCCUUUGGCUACAAUUCUGCUGGGAUAGGCUCCAGUUUCCCUGGAAACGAGAUAACAUGCCUUUCAACAUAUGCAUUCGAAGGGGGGCAGGGAGUACUUUCAAUGUUAGUGCAGACCUGCCAACAUGUACGAAUUUAUCGUACUGUGCAUGCAAUUUGACUCGAGUGCUGCUCUCCAUUUUGUUGCAUUUUGCUGGUUUCAGUUUUGACUUACAUAGACAUUAUGUACACAUAAAUACGUACAGGUAGAUAUUAUGUACACAUAAAUACAUACUGUAGAUAUUAUGUACACAUAAAUACAUACAGGUAGAUAUUAUGUACACAUAAAUACAUUUUAUAUAUUACAUAUUAUACAUUAGAUAUGAUCAGUUUGUCAAUAUUAUUUCAAACCGGGGGUGGGGGUGAAAACAUUUCUGUCCCCUGGGGGGGGACUGCAAGGGAGAAGAAUAGUGCCAAAAGUCACGUGGCAGUUUUUCAUAGUUGUAUCAUUGUUUUUUGUACUUGAGGGAUAUUUAUUUUGUAACUGAAGAAAAUGUUCCUUUGUAUGUGUAAAACAUGCCAUAUUUGUUCCUGUGUUAGUUUGAUACGUACCUUUCUGAUUUGCCAAAGCCAAUACAUUCACUUGUGAAUGAUGUUUUGUUUGUUUGUGACUCGUCGGGUGUAAGGAAAACAUGUUUUGUGCGUUUGUGAGGCUUUGGCAUGGAAGUUGAACCUCGAGGUACACUAGGUCCCCAACUUACGAACAUCCGACAUGCGAACUUGUUUUUUUCAUGAAUUAUCCUCGUUUAAUAUUACUACUGCAUCCAAACUCAUAUUUACAUACAUACACAUACUGUAUACUGUGUAUGUAUAUACGUACAUGUAGUACCUAUAUAAUUGCUAAUAUUACCUUUUCCCCUACUUAGGAACAAUUCGACUUAAGAACGGUUGUCUGGAAUCAAUUGUGUUCGUUAGUUGGGGAUUUAGUGUAUUAUGUUGUUGCAGCGUUUUUAAGUAAUGAAAACAAUUAUGAUGCGCCCAGUUCUUAAUCAUUGAAGACGCAUGUUGUAUAAUCCUUCGACGGGGGUCCGUUAGCGUGCAUACCUCUGCAUUCAUCCCCACAACUCGAGAAGAAACAGCUCCUGCACCAAGCAUGAACGCACCAGGAAGCUCCAGCUCCUUUGCUAUGGCAUUCAUGUCAUAUUCCUUGGAAGAGGAUAAGACACAACAUCAGGAUAAUACGAAGGAGGAGCAUCAGAUGCGUUGUACUGCUGCCUGGGGUGACAAAAACUACCUUGUGCUUUUGAGCCACAGGUACCAGGUAAGGCACUCCUCCCACAUCUGUGACUCGAGGACUUCCACACAAACCUGAAGGAUGAAGAAGACAGCAAAAGAACACAGGUCUGCAAACAUACACGCAUGGAACAUCUGGAUGGAUGCUUGUUUUGGUUUUCUAAUUUGUCACUUCUAAAUGUGCAUACUGCAGUUUAAGGACGGGUUACAGCACCUUUUGUAUUUGUAUUAGCAAUUUAUGGUGGCCCACAGGGACAAA